This is a messenger RNA of Scaptodrosophila lebanonensis, 455 nucleotides long. RefSeq names its product HIG1 domain family member 2A, mitochondrial. The coding region runs from base 71 to 379 and encodes 102 amino acids. Lineage: Eukaryota; Metazoa; Arthropoda; Insecta; Diptera; Drosophilidae. Gene Ontology annotation, cellular component: mitochondrion. The transcript is spliced from 2 exons. The record is from RefSeq and is a predicted model, not a curated record. Gene Ontology annotation, biological process: mitochondrial respirasome assembly.
UUACUUUACUCUCUAUGUAUGAUGGUUUAAUAAUAGUGUCGAAGCUAUUUGUUUAAACAUAGCCGUAAAGAUGUCAAACAAGAUACAAGUGUCGCUUCCCGAGGAGGAAUUGGACUGGAUCCAACUGCGUCAGGAUCUAGGGCCUGUAGUAGAAGUUGAAACGACCAAGGAAAAAAUGCAGCGUAAAAUAAAAGAGAAUCCAUUGGUGCCUCUAGGUUGCUUGGCGACCACUGCUGCAUUAACAGUUGGCCUCUACAAUUUCCGCACUGGCAAUCGCCAGAUGUCACAGCUGAUGAUGCGCACCAGAAUUGCCGCUCAAGGAUUCACUGUCCUGGCCUUAAUCGUAGGCGUCGUAAUGACUUACGGCGAUAAAAAAUAAAUACAAUUCGUUGGAAUCUGAAAUCGUAAUGCCUUCACUCACAUAGGCUAUAUUAAAUGUUUUUUCUUCAACUAUA